Molecule: messenger RNA, 1457 nt
Organism: Priapulus caudatus
Lineage: Eukaryota; Metazoa; Priapulida; Priapulimorpha; Priapulimorphida; Priapulidae
Product: gamma-aminobutyric acid receptor subunit beta-like
Exons: 8
Coding region: 67-1374 (435 amino acids)
Biological process (GO): signal transduction; regulation of membrane potential; nervous system process
Cellular component (GO): synapse; membrane; neuron projection
Molecular function (GO): extracellular ligand-gated monoatomic ion channel activity; chloride channel activity; neurotransmitter receptor activity
Source: RefSeq, a predicted model, not a curated record
AGAGAGAGAGAGAGAGAGAGAGAGAGAGAGAGAGAGAGAAAAGCUACAUCGCUGCUGAUCGUCAGAAUGCGUGUGCCACGGACACCGCCGCUACCUGUGCUGCUCGUCGUUGCCAUGACAUUAUGUGGGCUUCGCAGCGUCUCCAGUCAGCAGAGUGCCGACCCAGCGUGCAACUCAAAGUAUAUCCAGGCCGAUGGCAGCGUUAACGUUACCGACAUCCUGGAGAAUAUUCUGAAGCAGUAUGACAAGCGACUACGACCGAAUUAUGGAGGCGAGGGAGUGCAGGUUAACGUCAGCAUGCACGUACUGUAUAUCGGCAGCAUGUCGGAAGUUGGAAUGGACUUCACCUCAGACUUCUACUUCAGACAGUUCUGGUUCGACACGAGACUGUCAUAUGCCUCGUGCAGACCUGAAGAUCAUAGCAAGCUUCCGGAGUUUCUCACGGUCGGAGCCAACAUGCUGCAACACAUCUGGGUGCCUGACACCUUCUUCGUUAACGAGAAGAAAGCUUCGUUUCACGACGCGACGACGAAGAACACGUUUCUGCGCAUCCGGUGGGACGGACAGGUGAAAGUCAGUCUCAGAUGCACGGUUAGUAAAGGAAAACCCCACGCCGGGAAACCGUCCGCCACUGCUGCGACGGUGGUUUACGGCUAUAGUGCUAAGGAUAUUAGUUAUGGCUGGGGCGAGGACAAACCAGUUGCCAUACCAAAGGAGGUGAAACAUCUGCCACAGUUUGAAAUUAUAAAAGUCGAAAAGACUUCCGUAUAUGCUAACACGUCAACAGGUACAUAUUCUCGCCUAAAGGUCUUCCUGACAUUCACUCGCCGCAUCGAGUAUUACCUGCUCCAGAUUUACCUGCCGGCGAAUCUGAUCGUUGUCAUCUCGUGGGUGUCCUUCUGGCUGGACAGAGGGUCGGCUCCGGCCCGUGUCGCACUCGGUGUGACGACAGUUCUAACGAUGACCACCCUCAUAUCGAACACCAACUCGCAGUUGCCGAAGGAAGGAAAGUUUUCCGUCCAGUCUAAAGUCGUGCAUCAGCCCGGGUGUCCGGGGCACGGCCACCCGCCUGUUAACAAUUCCGUGAACCAGCGCCACGUAGCGGUACCGAACGCAAACGCUCACCAGGACUUGCAUCCGGUCGACAUUGAGCUAGGCGACAUCACACCCUACCAGCACGGGCGCGACUACUGCUGCUGCGGACGUCUGUCGCGCUCUCGGAGCGUGACGGCGAGCGACAUCGAUAAAUACAGUCGCUUCCUCUUCCCGCUGAUCUACACGAUAUUCAACGCUCUCUUCUGGACCGUGCAGCUACAGAAGGCGGCCGCCGUGCUGGAGAAACAUGACGGACCGAGCGAAGACACGGAGAGUUGAGUGUUUUCGUGCGCCGCCAAGCGUUUUUACGUUCGGUGCGAAUGUUAUCUCGUAUGUCGUAUAUAUACCGUGUGUUAAAGUAU